AUGGCUGGCAGACCGAGACGUGCUUGCAGACGAUGCAACACCCAGAAAGUACGCUGCAAUGGACUACGUCCAGUAUGCGCCCGCUGCGAGCGAUUGGGAGUCUCCUGUGUAUACGAAGAUAGCCAGUGGCCGGUACUGCGAGAAGGUCAAGAGUUUGCGUCCGAAGCUCUGGUCUCAACGCCGAUGCCCACUGCCUCGUGGGUGCCACAAACAGACUUCUGUGGUAUACCAUUUGGUCUCGUCGGCGAACUUGUGAACAUUUACUUCUCUCACGUCUAUAAUGCCCGCUUACUCCUAGAUGAAGAAGCCUUCACUGAGGAGGUGAGGUUGAGGAUGGUAGAGCCUCAGAUACUGCUUAGCGUUUGUGCUUUCGCGUCCAAGUUCUACCGUGAUGAAUCUGGACAUCGAGUACUUCUCGAUGCAGGCCUUGGUCACGAAUGGGCGAACUCAUCCGCUUCCAUUGCUGCGGCUCAAUUGGGGACGCCACGCGAAGAAAACAUCGCCACAUUUCUCAAUCUUACCCUUUACUGGUACAGUGAAGGUGAAUGGCAGAGGAGCUUCAUAUACAAAUGGAAUGGCAUCCAGAUAGCAUACGUGCUUGGAAUUCCAGCCGGAGGUCCUAGUACAACAGCUCGCACUCGCCAAGCGGAACUCAGGCGCCGUCGACUGUGGGCGUGUGUAUGCAUGAUGAUGUUCGGGUCUAAAGCCGAUUUCAUUGUGGGCAACAUACCCAGCAUUCUAGAGAGAAUUCCUCUUCCAGGUGUCUAUGAGCACCAGGUUGCAAGAGCAUUGAGUGAACCCGAACCAUAUAAUGCAGACUCCCAUUUGUGCGCCAUAUAUGCUGCUCUGAUUCAUAUUCUGUCGCUCUGGAAUGAAGUGUACCAAUUCACAAAGAGUGCCGAUGUUAAACUCGACACCCUGCAAAGCCUUCAUUCUAAACUGGAGGACUGGAAAGUGAAAAUCUCGGAGCGAUCGGACCUCGCUGUUCUGUCCGUCGAGGAUGUCAACACACAGAAUGGUCCGCUCCUCACCCUUAUACAUAUCAUAUAUGAUCAGUGUCUCUGCGCCCUGCACUCUUCCAUAGUCCCGCUGUUCUCGUGGGGUAAGCCUGCAGGUGGCUUGGAUUAUGCUCGGCAGAUCUCAGCUCAAGUCGCAUAUGAGCAUGCAUAUUCAAUCUCCACCUGGUUGAGGACACUGCUCCAGUCGUCCCUGCCUAUGGGGCGAGUACCAAGCUUUGUUGGCUAUGCUGCGUAUUCCUCUUGUGCCAUUCAAGUUCCCUUCUUGUGGUGCACCAAUACUGAAGUCAGAGCAUGUGCACGAGCAAACGUGAUUGAAAACCUGCGAUGUAUACAAGAGAUGGGAAGAUAUUGGAAGUUCAUCUCCCUUCUGGGAAUUAACAUCCAGAAACUUUACAUGAUGCACGAGGUAGCACAGACUCGCUUGGAACAUGAACCGAAAUACCUGAGCCAAGAGAGACUUUUGCAGUCGCCAAAGGAGAAUGAACGGGCACUAGCAUCCAUCCUCAGUCACAAUGAAAUCGUGUGGAAGAAGAGUGGCGGAAUGGCCCAGCGAGAUGCACAAAUAACGGACUUGGAUGAUAGUUUGGUUGAAGGCGAUAUACGCCCACCCAGAAAAGAGAAUAUAUCCUCAUUCAUUGACAAGUUAUCGCAGAGUGACCUGGUAUCAGAUCAGAACACUGUAGCAUUCCCCUGUGAUUUCGAUCCAGAAUUUGGGGAGAGAGCUCCAGUAUCACCAGGAAGUCUCUACUUGAUCAGUGACGAGCAACUCACAUCUUUUGAUAACUGGGUGGCCGAGCUAGGAACAGAGGUCGACAACCAGAAUUAA
This is a messenger RNA of Exophiala oligosperma, 1845 nucleotides long. RefSeq lists its product as uncharacterized. The record is from RefSeq and is a predicted model, not a curated record. Gene Ontology annotation, biological process: regulation of DNA-templated transcription. The transcript is spliced from 7 exons. Gene Ontology annotation, cellular component: nucleus. The coding region runs from base 1 to 1845 and encodes 614 amino acids. Lineage: Eukaryota; Fungi; Ascomycota; Eurotiomycetes; Chaetothyriales; Herpotrichiellaceae. Gene Ontology annotation, molecular function: DNA-binding transcription factor activity, RNA polymerase II-specific; zinc ion binding.